AUGCGUUUAGACAAACCGCCCUCCUGGACACCCAUAAACCUUUCUGGUCAACUUUUCUUUGGAGAAACAAGACGGCUUUUGGUGGACUGGCAUGUCGUUAUUGUCAUAUUACCAGGAACUGGCCACUUGCUGGCUAUUUGCAAACCUCCAAACGCUACCACAUGGUCUACCAUACCUCUAGCAUCAUUACCUCAGCCGUCUCCUACCAAUUAUAUCUUUGGUAUUGCAGUGGAUCUAUCUAAGCAAACUCCAGUAACAGUUGAUGGAGUCGCACGUCGCCUUCCUGUUUUGGUAACACUAAGUAGUGAUGGUUCUAUUCGUUCGUAUCAACUGUCACCACCAUCGAAAGAUUAUCCUGAGUGCAAUGUAUCACUUGUAGCAGUGGAUCCCGGCAUAAUCCAUUUGGGUCUUCGUCCAGCCACGACUUCAGUUAUCCAAUCAAAUCCAUCUCCAGCACCUGCUCCAGCUGCACAUUCUCCACUCUUACAGUCAUCCACACCUAUAGCUGGAUUAUUUGCCAAAAUGGGAGAGCAGAAAGCAUCUCCAACUAUCCUUGCGGCGAGCACACCAUUAGGAAGUUCACUUGGAGGAGCGCAAUCAGCAGCACCAAGUUCCUCAAGCCAUAGUACGGCGGCGACGCCGUCGAGCAUCUUUUCUGCUCAGCCAACUGCAUCAGCUGGGAGCGGCAGUGUUGGAACCCUACAGACCACACCGAAAUCCAUACUUACCCAACCUCAAACUAGCCUUCCGUCGGUGUCAUCUCUAACGCAUGAUGAAAACUCGGAGACAGCUGAUGAGAUUGAACGGAUGGUCAUUGAAUUAGACGAGGAACUGUGUGACAUGUUAAGGCUUUUAGCGGAGAAAAAAGAAUUGGUUGAGGAGAAAACCGCAACGUAUAAAGAAACCAGAGAUGUUGAGCUUACUUAUAAGCGCCCUCUGGAUCUGCUUGAGAGAACCCAUGGGGACAGCGUAUUGCAAAAGUUCGAAGAUUUAACCAUAAAGCUUCACAAAGCAAAGAAACUGAUUGCAGAAACUAAGAAAUUGUCGGUA
This is a messenger RNA of Strongylus vulgaris, 1050 nucleotides long. The record is from the annotation of a GenBank genome assembly. NCBI's taxonomy places the organism in Eukaryota, Metazoa, Nematoda, Chromadorea, Rhabditida, Strongylidae.